Messenger RNA from Patella vulgata (common limpet), 477 nucleotides. RefSeq names its product myosin catalytic light chain LC-1, mantle muscle-like. The transcript has a single exon. Gene Ontology annotation, molecular function: calcium ion binding. Bases 1 to 477 code for a protein of 158 amino acids. Gene Ontology annotation, cellular component: muscle myosin complex. Lineage: Eukaryota; Metazoa; Mollusca; Gastropoda; Patellidae. The record is from RefSeq and is a predicted model, not a curated record.
AUGUCUUCCCUAUCUAAAGAUACCAUUGAAGAGAUCCGUGAAGUUUUCGAUUUGUUUGAUUUCUGGGAUGGACGUGACGGUGCUGUCGAUGCCUUCAAAACUGGUGAUUUGCUGAGAUGUUUGGGUUUCAAUCCUACACAAAGUUUCAUCGAGAAACACGGAGGAACCAAGGCUAUGGGUGAGAAAAAUUAUAAAUUUGAAGAAAUUUUACCCAUCUACGAAGUUGUGUCAGGUUUAAAAGAUACCGGUACUUUUGCUGACUUUAAAGAAGCUUUCAAAACCUUCGAUCGUGAAGGUCAAGGAUUCAUCUCAUCUGCUGAAGUGCGACAAGUUCUGGUUUCCCUUGGCGACAGAAUGACAGACGAAGAAGUUGAUGAAAUCAUCAAAUUUACCGACACCCGCGAAGAUUUGGAAGGAAAUAUCAAAUACGAAGAAUUUAUUGAAAAGAUCAUGUCCGGACCUUACCCAGAGAAAUAA